Messenger RNA from Polypterus senegalus (gray bichir), 4460 nucleotides. RefSeq names its product pyridoxal (pyridoxine, vitamin B6) phosphatase. The transcript has 2 exons. Bases 230 to 1156 code for a protein of 308 amino acids. Gene Ontology annotation, molecular function: phosphatase activity. Gene Ontology annotation, cellular component: cytoplasm. The record is from RefSeq and is a predicted model, not a curated record. NCBI's taxonomy places the organism in Eukaryota, Metazoa, Chordata, Cladistia, Polypteriformes, Polypteridae.
AAAAGGGCAGACCAACUGCGGGCCUUCCUCUGACUCGACAGGUAAUGCCUUUCAUUUUAGGUGGUGUAAAUAGAUUGGAGAUGCUCAAAUCUGCGGAUCAUUUCCUUGCUACCGUUUAAGUCAUGCUUCUGAUAAAGCCCCAUCUGUAAAUCGCUCGGGUCAAAGUCACGGGGCCCGCGCUUGUCGGCGUGGUGACGUCAUCGCCCGGAUACACAGACACAGCUCCAGAAUGGCUGGCGCAGUGGGCAGCAGGAGCUGCAAGAAAAUUAGAGGCGCGCAGAUCAGAGAGCUUCUGGAGGCAAAAGCCAACGUCCUCUUUGACUGUGAUGGGGUGAUCUGGGAUGGCGAAAAGGCCAUCCCCGGCGCACCGGAGGUAGUAAGCUUGUUGAAGCAGCAAGGCAAAAGAGUGUUCUUCGUGACCAACAAUUGCACCAGGCCGCGGGAGCUGUACAUGCAGAAGUUUUCGCGGCUUGGGUUUACUGGGGUCGAACAGGAGGAGAUUUUCAGUUCGGCCUACUGCUCGGCGGUAUACCUGAAGGAUUUCGCCAAUCUGCAGGGCAGAGUGUACGUGAUCGGUGGCGAUGGGGUGCAGAAGGAGCUGAAGGAAGCUGGGGUGCCCUUUGUGGAAGGGGAAGUGGACGUUCCUGGGCAGACCAUCUCUGACUGUCUGCUGGAAUCGGAUGUCAAAGCGGUUCUGGUGGGCUACGAUGAGAAGCUGAAUUUCCUUAAACUAGCGAAAGCCUGCUGCUAUCUUCGAGAUGCCGAAUGUCUGUUUGUGUCAACAGAUCCCGACCCUUGGCACCCGGUCCGAGGUGGCAGGAUAACCCCAGGAUCUGGAAGUUUAACAGCAGCGGUGGAAACUGCCAGCAACCGAAAGGCCAUAGUCGUGGGAAAGCCCAGCAAGUUCAUGUUCGAGUGCAUCGCAAGCCAAUUUGAUGUUGACCCUGCCCAGUCAGUCAUGGUUGGUGAUCGGCUGGAAACAGACAUUGUUUUUGGUUCAAACUGUGGGCUUUCAACGAUGCUGACCUUAACUGGAGUGUCCACUUUUGAAGAGGCACAAGCUUAUAUGGAGCGUGACACCCCAGAAACGCAGAGUAUGGUGCCUGAUUAUGUGGUGGACAGCAUUACUGACAUUUUACUGGCACUGAAAGAAUAAAUGAAGUAUCCCAUGAUAAUAUUGAUCAAGAAGAAGCCUCUUAAAAUAAAUGGAGUCCUGGCCUUAUUCACUGUAAUUUUAUGUUGAAUAUUUUUUUAGUAAAUUAUUGUAGUACCAUUAUAUCAUAAAACCAGUGUUUUUCUGAUUGUGAAGUAUCUAUCUGGGUGCCAAAUUUAAAAUGUUUAUACUUGAUGUAGAAACCGUACAACACGUACACACAUACAUACAUACAUUCAUGCUGCAGUCAGAGUGUCUUUAAAUGUUUAUCCCGAGGAACCUUCCUUUAGAGAGAGAGAGAAUAUCUAUGUGUAAAUAAACAAGUACUUAGUAGACAGGUACUGUUAAAGGUUGAAAAGAAGGAAUUUGUUAUAAAAAAAAAAAAAAAAGUGUUCCAGUUUGAAAAGUAUAAAAAAAAACCGGGUAACACUGCUUUUCAAAGUUUAUCCAGAAUAUGUACAUGUGUUUCUCAGCACCACAGAAAUCUGAAAUUGAAGGACCAUAUUCAAUUAAAUGCUAUUCCAUUAUUAAUAAGCUUUCUUGUACUAUAUUUUGGUUAAUUAAAUGAAAAUGAUAAAAUAAAUUAAGAUGGUUGAAUAAAAAUUAUACUUUCUGUUAGCUGCUUUUUAAAUACUAGAAGGGUCCAUAGUGAGAAAAUAACAUUAUGGACACAGUUCAAAAGACUAUUUUGUUUAAGACAUUUCUGUAAUUGUUUGGGUGACAUAACAUACUUAUGGGGGGACAGGGUAAGGUGAAAAUUGAGUAAGACACGCACACACACACACACACACACACACACACACAUUAGUUUAACUGUUUAGCUUCUUUGUGUUUGAAACUCCACAACAGCAAAAUAGCAUACACAUUGUAUACUGUAUCUGUCAUCUUACUCUUCAGAACAGACUUUUCUGUUUUUGAUUUCCUAAAACACAAUAAACCAGUGUAUUAAUUCUGAAAAUGUUUGCACAUGUAAGGAAAGGCAAUAUCAACAUAAUUUAUGUCGUCAGUAUUGGUUAGGUUUAAGAGUUAUAGCAAUGCUGAGAAAUUUCAGUUUUGGGAUUAAUAUAAACACUGGAAAAAAUACUGCACAUUAUGAACCUUUCUUUUCCCCACAGAUGUGGAACCACAUUUUUAGACUGAUGUUUAAUGUAGUGACUGUUUUAAGUGAUACACUGAAGUUCUAAUGUGGAAUUUAUUAUCUUUGAUCAAAUAGGGAAAAAAAAGAAUGAAAAAGGGCUUGUUUGGGUCAGUGGAUUCUUGGCUCAGCUACUGAUUUUUUUGUUGUAUUAACUAUACAAAAUAUAGAGCGACCACAGUGUUUUUUUUCCUAGAGAGCUGUUCACUUCUACAUUUUAGUAAUGUCACAGCAGGUGCUCACAAUUAUUUAAUCAAUGCCAUUAAUAUUUUGCAAUAUCAUAAGUUCUCAUCAAGUAGAUGUCUUAAAGGUGGAAGAAAAUGAUGUUCAUAAUAAAUAAUGUAACUAGCAUAACAUAAAUAAUGGCUUGCCUGUUUAUUGGAGCAAUGUAAUUUUCAGAUAACUGCUAUUUUAAUUUUUUUGUUUUCUGUUAAAUAUUCCUAGUAGGUAUCAAUUUUGGGUGUUGCCUAUGAAUUAAUGUGUAUUUUUGUUUAUUGCAAUUGUAGACUAUAAAUGUGAAACAAGAAAAACGGUCUCGUUCUGUUUACAUUACAAAUGAAAAAGUACUGUACAGUGUAUACUGUCUUAUAAGGCAGCAUUGAACUGUGAAAACUUGCCUAUAGUUUCUAGCUAUAAAAUUCACAAUUUUAGCAGAGAAAAAAUGUGUACAGGUAGGGCAUUUUAAUAGUUUUCAAAAUUAAAAUAAACCAGGGAUUUUUCUUUUUCUCAUAAUGCUGAUAUUAAAUUGCUAGUCAUUUUAUUACUUAGCUGUUUUUUGUUUUGCUAACCAACAGAUUUAAAGCAUUCUUAUGGCACACUGCAAUUUAACCAUACUUUCUCACCAAUAAUCUGAGAUUUAAAAGUCAUUCCAGACUAAAGACUUUUUUUUCUUUAUUGUUAAUUUCUCAUACACCUGUACAUGAAACCAACUAUUAUUUUAUCGCACAUACGUUUUGUUUAAAAGCAUUAAUAAGGAGGCAGAAAUUAAUUUAUUGCAUCCUUGUGACACAUUGUGUAAUCUCUUCCCAAAUGCUUUAAAUAGUGUAAUGGUUAAAGUCUAAGGUCCAUAAUUUAAUUGGAGAAUGCAUAGUUAUCUCAUGUAAAGUUAAACAGUUUGAAAGGCACAAACAGUAUGCAGAAUUGAACAAAACGAGUGAUUGGAAUUCCAUUUUUGUAAAAUUUUUUUUAAAUAUUCAUUUACUUACAGUCAAUUACUGGAAUUUUAUAAUUCUGGCUGUGACUCUGUGGUGUUUUUAGAAGUGAAAAGGCAAAUAGUUUUUUUGAUAUGUCAUGUAUCACCAAACAGAAAAACAAAAAAAAAUGUAAUGUGUUCUUCCCUUCACUUCAAGUGUAUUGCAUUUUGUGACAUUUGAAAUUAGUUUGGGGACAAAUUAAGAUCACUUCACCUUGCAGAACAAGUCCUCAUAAGUGAAUAAUAUUUGUAUUUGAAGUGUUUUGAAGUACAUUACAUCUUAAAAUAUUCAAAUAAAAAUAAUAAAGAGUUUUAAGAUUCUCAGAACUUAUUUACAGUGUUGCACUUGUAUUUUCCCUUCUGGGUGUGGCAGUCAUUUUCCGUUGUGCUUGUUAACCCAAGCUUUAUUUUAUUUUAUUGUGUAAAUGAGACCCAUAGAGUGCACUAACUUUGUCUUUUGCCUAACCGGGUAAAUCAUAUGAAUGAAGAUAUCUAGGUUGUCAGUAACCUACUCUGCUUUAUUGGAUUGUAAAUAGGCUGGAGACAGCUUCAUGUAAAUCAUCUUUAAACAUUGUGCUGCCUAAUGAGGGAAAUGCCACACCUCUUAAUAUUUAUGAUCCAGAUGUAAUACAUGUCUUAAUUUCCAAAGUACUGUAUAAUUUAGCAGAUGUGUUUUUUUUAUUUAUUGUUCUCAUUGUUAACUUUUUGUAUGAAUAUUGCAGAACAACAUUAUUGGGUAUAGUCUGUGCCUUGUAGAAUUAAUUUCAUAAAUUGGUAUUUAAAAAUAGAAUAUGGUUAGUUGCAUUGAUUUGUUAUGAUGUGCUUCCCAUUAAUAUUUGCUAUGGGUAUGUAAUUUAUUUUUUUCAUUUACGAGUACUUUGGUCACAUUCACAUCUCUGUUCAUAAAUGACUACUGGUUACUUAACAGCAUGUUAAAAGGAUGUGAUGUACCUGUGAAUAAAUAAACUAUAUGAACAUAA